This is a messenger RNA of Saccostrea echinata, 10535 nucleotides long. RefSeq names its product cilia and flagella-associated protein 47-like. The transcript has 60 exons. NCBI's taxonomy places the organism in Eukaryota, Metazoa, Mollusca, Bivalvia, Ostreida, Ostreidae. Bases 123 to 9800 code for a protein of 3225 amino acids. Gene Ontology annotation, molecular function: protein binding. The record is from RefSeq and is a predicted model, not a curated record.
AAAGGGUUUGGAAAUCUCCGAGCAACAGCUUCAAACAGUAUGGCCGAAAAGAAACGAUAAACUUUUCACGAGGAAUUUUAAAUUUAUAAAGGUCAUAUGCUGUAAAAACAUUCUCGUUCAUCAUGGAGGGGGAUGUUUCAGGAGUUAGAAUAUCCCCACCUGUUGUUGAAUUUUACGACACAGAGCCAAAUAACGUGCAUCAAUUAAAUGUGACUGUAAAAAACAUCAGUAAAACAAGCAAGAGCAUUCGAUUCUAUGGACCAAAAACCAAGUAUUUCCAACUGAGGGUAAAAAAUCCCAACAAACCAAUUGCACCGGGGUUAUGUGUACCAGCCGUGGUGGAGUUUGAAACAACUGAAGCAAAGGAAGUUAAAGACAGGCUUGUAGUUACCAUUGAUGGAGAUGUCAUUGAGAUUCCUCUGAUUGCUUAUCCAUGUCAACCAAUAUUGGAGAUUGAGGAGGAAGUUUAUUUUGGAAAUUUAGUCGCCAACAGUAAAACAAUAUCAAAGGAAAUAUCAUUAUUUAACCAUGGAUCCAAGGCAGGAGAAUUCAAGCUGAAGUAUUCUGGGGACAAACCCAUUGCUAUAAUGCCCACAAGUGGAACUGUACCACCUAAAAGUGUGCAACUAAUCAAGAUUGAAUAUGUUACAAAAGAAGCUGGAAAAAUAGAUGAAACAAUCAAGGUAAAAUUGGAGGGUCAGGAGACAAAAUCGCUGAUGGUACGGGGUGUUCUGGUGGACAGGGCGAUUGAGGUAUUGUCUUUGGAGACAGAGGAGCCCCUAGGCUGUGUCAAGUUCGGUGAAGCCUACUACGGCUCAGAUAAAACAGAGUGUGCAAUUCUCUAUAACAAUGGCCCAGAAGCUGUGAACUUUGUGGCAGUGUUAGAUGAAGAUGCCAUUGCUCAGGAAAUGGGUGUGGAUUUGACUCGCAGUACAAACGAUGCUCUGGCUGAUCAGCUGACAGAGGGAGAGAAGACACAGGGAUGUACCAACGUCAUCACCUCUCUAAUUACAGCCAUCCCAAACCAAGGCGUGCUGAAACCUUUUGAGAAAAUCCCAGUAUUUUUCAGAUUCAGCCCAAGGUGGAAUGCUUCAAAGGAGGGAUGGAAAAGCCAAGUGACCCCUCCCCCAAGAAAGGACUUUGCCUUGUUUAUGCGAAUACAGAUCAUAGGAUCAAGUAACUUGUCAGAAAACAGCACAGGCUCAAAGAAUACUAAAGAUGGGUCAAUGGUAGAGGUAGCCAUGACAGGAACUGCCCUCCCUGUUCUUCUGACUAUCUCUCCAUCCUUCAAAUUCAACUUCGGAGAAUGCCAAGUGGGUGAACAUGCAGAUGUGCUGUGCACCAUUAAAAAUGAGUCUGGCGUUUUACCUGCCAUAUUUCAGUUUAGAAAGAUUGCACAUUUCCUCACUCAUCCUGUGAAUGGUAAAAUCCCUCCAGGUCAAAGCCAGGAUGUCAUAUUCUCCUUCUCACCAAAUCAAAUAGGGUCUUUUAAGCCGAAGCAGAUGUUGGAUGUCAUUGGACAUGUGGCAGACAAUCAGAACCCGACCCUGGCCCACCUACAAGUGAUUCACACCUACCCAAUCUUGUUCUCGGGGUCCAGUCAGCCUGUUCCUGUGGAAAGAAAACCCAGGUUCAACCCAGGACUUACUCCGUACAUUACUAAUGAAGUAGGAAUGUUUGCGGACACUAAGAUGUCCGAAGUUGACGGCAACCCAAGAAAUGCAGUAGCAGGUGGACACAAAACUCAGCUGCACAAAGUGAGUUAUUAUGAGGACGACCCAGAGGCCAAAGUGGCAUUCCCAAACGAUCGAGCACAGAGUAUUAGACCCGAGCAUGACAAAUACAAAACAAUUUUCACUCAGGCUGACAGACAUGUGUAUAAGGACCCGGACUACAUGAUGAAUGCUGAGGAAGGCCGGGCUAAACACACACACCGUGACAGUUAUGUCAUGAUGCUGCGAGAGAUGAGACAGAAACGACUCAACCGUAUCAAAGCAAAGGAAUUCAAAGUCACAAACAACAGUGUUGACAUUGGUAUAAAGUCCGCUGCUGGUCUGAAGCCCAAAGUCCUCACUCAACAAGAAAUUCAGCCUGACCCAGAGACUCCAAGGCCUCCCAAUGCUGACUUCAGACUGCUGAGUUCCAAAGAACUGAGUGCUGCAGAAAAAGAGACAACUGCCAAAUCUGUAUGUGAGGGUUUAAAUGCUGUACCCACAACCAAGGUGGAGAAAACAGACUGCUCAAAAUGGCUGUCUCCACAGCAGCUCCACCAGGUGGUUGUAGGGCCCGCAACUCUUGACUUUGAUAAAGUCUGUUUGCGAUCUGUUGUUACCAGAAAUCUCAGCAUUAUCAACAAUCUGGACCAAUAUAUACAUAUUGUGGCAGAGAUUGAUUGUCGAGAAUUGCGCCAGAGUAGCCCACUCUCUCAGGUUGUCCCACCUAAAUCUAAAGCCCAUCUCCCCAUUGUGUUUGAGUCCAAUGUGAAAGGAAAAUUCCAAAGGUCAGUGUCAUACACAAUAAAUGGAUUCUACAAGCAUCAUGUUACCGUGGUAGCAGAAGUUGUUGCCGUGGCACUAGAACUCUCCACAGAAGAACUGGUUCUCUAUCCGUCCUAUGGAAUGCCAGCAGAAGCUGGUCUGAGGGGAGUAAUAACUCUGAAGAACACUCUCAACUACCCAGCAGAGUUCACCUGGGCCCCCAAUCUGGGAGAGAAGGGGACAGCCUUCUCCAUAAGACCUGCCACAGGUACCGUGGAUUCUUACAAGGAUCUGGAUUGUGAGGUAGUGUGGCAUCCGUCUUACCUGGCCCCCGAGGAUGGGUCCUUCUCCCUGAUGAUCCACGGGGGUCCCACCCUACAGCUUCAGUGUCGAGCUGAGUUGGGGACCACUAAUGUCCAGUUUGUGGAGAGAAGAGUCAUGUUUGGACAGACCCCCAUCAACAUUACCACCACCAGGACAGCACUGCUGGCCAAUACAGGUCACACCCACGCCUACUUCCAGGUUCUAGACCCCAAUCCCUUCCAUGGUCUGGUGGUAAGCCCCAUCCACGGAGUUGUACCAGUAGGGGGACAUGCAGAACUGAAGGUCCAACUGACCCCUGCUGCUAUUCUUAAGUUUGACACCAAAAUACAGGUGGCCAUCAAAGGGGGAAAGACCCUGGAGUUGAGGAUGGGAGGCAACGUAGAACCACCCACUGUUGAUAUUGAUGUGGCAACAUUUGACUUCAGUGGAGUAUAUUGUGGAUCUGGUUCUACUAUUACCUUCAAAUUGACCAAUCGAGCAGUGACAAAGUGUAAGUUGGAGUUUGAUCUGACAAGGUACCGGGACUUUACUCUUAAUUUUCCUGGCUACCAGACACAGGAUGAUUACAGCUACCAGCUCCUUAAUCCAGGCAUGUUUACCGUUACCAUGGCACCAGAGGAAACCAUUGAAGGGGAGCUGAUCUUUAUGCCUACAGAGGUAGCAGCUUAUGACUUUGUGAUGCCAGUCAUCAUCAAUCAGAUUGGAGCCCCCUCCCCGGCCCCCACUCCCUUCCCUCCCACUCCAGCCCCGUCCAAUAAGAACAGCCUGCAGCAUAUCAUAAACCCCCGCCCACAACCUCCCCAGGUAGCCACUCCCAGGAAACAUGUCAUCGCCACGGCGCUGAGACAACCCCUUCAGUUGUCAACCAAUAAGAUAGAGUUUUCUCUGCCAGCAACAUUUGAAGAUCCUACAUCUUCAACAGGCAUUGGUGUCACAAAGUUUAAAAUGAUGGAGAGCACAAUUCUUGUCAACAAUAGUGACAAGCCCCUGAAAUGGCUGUUCAAUUUGACAGAGAAGGUGGAGGCUUUAGAGGAGGGGCUCUUUAAGUUUACCCACUCCUCUGGUGUCCCUUUUGUAGUCAUGGGAGGGGCUGAGAGUAAAGGUAUCGAGGGAACCUUGGAGCCUGGGAAAACACAGCAGAUUUCUGUUAUAUUCUGUCCAAAAAAGCCAGGAAAACAUGAGUGUGUGAUCCCCAUCUACAUCAAUGACAAUCAAGAGAAACCUUACCAAUACCUCCAAGUGAUUGGAGAAAUGAAGUCCCCCAAGAUCUGGUUUGACCCCCUUGCCAUAGUGAUGACCCCUGUCCCACUUCUCACAGAGGUCAGCACAGAGUUCACUGUGUUGGCUGCCCAGUAUACAAAGGCUACAGAGAUUGCUGUGGAGUUACCAGAAGUAGAGAGUGAGGAUGGAAGCAUUAUAACUCCUCUGACCGUCAGCUGGCCCGAGGGCUCAUCUGUGAUAAAACCAUGUAAUGGAGAUGAUGGCCAGAUUGAGCCGUGUGCACUCUGCUGUAAAAUUGUCUUCUCUAGUCCCAAACCAGUGUCCUUCUGUGAACCUAUAAAGUUUAUUGACGGCAAUGGAAAAAUCUUUAAGCUGAUGGUGACAGCUACUGCUGACAACUGUCUGUUGACCUGCUACCCAUUCCUAGCUCUCCAUAGAACAGACUACCAGAUAGUGUGUGAACAGGGAGCAUCUCCAAAGGGAAGAAAAGUCUUGGUUUCAAAAGACAAUCAAAAUGGAGGAGAAGCAGUUUUUAUUCCUUGUGCUUCACCCCAACACAACAGCCGACCCUCAACAAGUGCUACAAGUUCUAACUUCCAGGUCUCCACAUCUAGUUAUGAAUCAUCAGCCAGUGUUACAGAUUCAUCAGAUGAAAGCACUCCAAUGAAUCGUGAAGGAGCCAUGAACAAACCUCCAUCUGGAUCAGAACAAAAUGUCAGCCGAGGUCAAAUGGACCUUGCCUCAAGGUCAUUAGGGUCAGCGAUGUUCCCAGAUGAGGACACAGACGAGGGAAUAUUUCACAUGGAAGUUCUACUGGCAGUCCAGCGGUGGUUCUCUUCCCAGGGGUGGCCAGGGGGACAAUUCCCCAUUAUUAUUCCACAUUCUCUCCGCUGUGGAAUAAGUAGGAAGCCAAUCACAGAUGACUCACCAAAAGCAGCCAAAGCUGGGAGCUGGGACACCAACAAUCUAAAGAAGGAAUUCAAGACUAUCUAUGACAUGAUCAGUAACCUGAGUGGUCGACCAGUUCCAGGAAUCCCCAUCAACUCCCCCCUCCCCUCAGACCCCAUAGAGAGGGUAAAACAGAUUUACUGGCAGCAUGCCACACUUCUCACCUUUCUCAGGUGUCAGGGAGCAUGUGUAGCAUCCAUUAAGCCAGAGUACCUCCUAGAACCCAGAGACUACCAUCUCUGGAAGCAGAUGCAGAAACAACUCAAACUGGAGCUGACCAAACAAGGGGAGGUUACUCAGGCUAACAAUAUGGAGGAGGAGGAGGAGCUCGAGGAGGACGUAUUUGAGGCUGUCUCUAAGCGGGCCUGGACUGACAUCCUGUUACAGCUCCUCAAGACUCUUAUUCUAUCCAAAGUGACCCCACGUUCAUUAAAGAAUACUCCCUCCCCAGAUAAAAACAUAGACCUACCCAGCAUUAACCAGGACCCCCUGAGCUCUAACAUCUACAGUGUGGGGGAGAGGAUAAUCUUGACCUGGCUGAACCAUCACUACGAGACUUACAGAGAACGGAUAUGGACAGGGUGUACCAAAGGCGGUGUCCCUCCCUCGAGAUGGAUAGUAAACUAUGACUUUGAUCUACUGGAUGGUUUAGUCAUAGGAGCAGUGUUAGGUGCCCAUCUUCCAUUCCUGAUUAAGACCCAUCUUCAGGACAUGUACACACAUCCUGCCACAGCUGAGCAAUGUCUUCACAAUGCUCUGAAGAUUGUUAAUGCCAUGAGAUAUGUAGGAGUAGACUAUGACAUUCAGGCGAUAGACAUCACAGACCCCAAUCCUAUAGCCCUGCUGAUGAUGUGUGUCCAUCUAUAUCAAAAGAUACCCCAGUAUCUCCCCAAAGCCACCGUAGACUUCUCUGGCCGUCUCCACACCACAGUCUGUAGACAGGUGAAGUUAAGUAACCCUAGCAGUAAACCUUUACAGUACCAGGUCCUUGUGGCUGGUCACGACGCCCGGGAUUUUAAUGUCCCUAAGGGGGACCAGGUGACCAUUCCUCCCAGAUCCUCCCUCCAGCUGAACGUCGAGUUUACCAGCCGCUUCCUGAGACCAGCAGAGGCAGUUCUAGUGCUUGUGGGUAGAAGACAUGGGUCUGCUGUAGGCUCCACCUUGACCUUCAAUCUCAGAACACAGAUUGACAACAUCACACCAAAGCAUUUACAUAAAUCUCAGCACACAAUAAAAACAGAAUCCCCCUGUUAUGAGCUGGAAAAGAUUCCCCUGACUGUGACAAACCCCUUUGAUGAGGGUGGGGAAUUCCGUGUGGUCCUUGUGGAGGCCAGUGCUGACCUUCUUGACCCCAGUAAACCAGCCAAUCUCAUGAAGCCAAAGGAGAAGAAACGCAGAAAGAUCAGGGCCCGUGUGGAUCAUGGAUUUAAGAGGCCUGAGACCCCUCCCACACCCCCUCCCCCAAGACAAGAGGACUCCUUUUUCAAGAAAGAUGAACCACCCAUGAUGAGUGCCUUUUACAGCCCAGUGGCAAGUCUUUACUUGGAGCCACAUGGUACAGCCAACAUAGAAAUUCAUUUUCUGCCCUUCAACAUUGGAGAGCGCCAGUGCUCAAUUAUAUUCCUGAAUGAGUCUAUUGGAGAGUUUUUGUACUCCAUUGAGGCCACCGCCACCUUACCCUUACCAUCAGUGGUGCCAUUUGUACGGACACCACACAGUGUGCGCAUCACCAGUGCUGCUGCUGCAGGAACUGGGCGUGGCCUGUUUGGAGGAGAUGAUAGGGUUGUAUAUUGGAAGACUGAAGCAGGACAAACACUGAAGGAAAGCAUUCAUGUACCAAUCACAAACAAGGUCAAAGAGCGAGCUCUGCUCAUGGCUGCCCAACAGCGGAUGUCAGAUAAAGAACUUCAUCGUCGCCUGGUGACGGGAACUAUUAACACUUGUAGUGUUACAUCAAAGACUGUCACAAUGCUGUCCACAAAUGCCAAACAGAGCAUAAAUCAAGCCAAGGUCAAAGCACCCCAAGGAACUACCUACAAGGUGAAAUGGGACUCAGAAUUCUUUAAACUGCCAGAAAAACUUGUAGUUUCUAUGCCCAGCCAGAGAUCAAACAGUGCACCUGUAACUUAUAACGGCAAUGGUAAGGAUUCCUGUGUGGAAUUACCUAUACAGUUUACAGCCAAGGAACCUGGGCACUACCCAUGUCAGAUAGAGUUAUGUGCCCCUGAUGAUGUCCGUGUCUACAAGGUGGAGUGUACGGUCAAUCCAGAGGGCAGCACUGCAGAGAUUGAGUUUAAGGCUCCUGUCCAUCAGUCAGUCACACAGGAAAUACCAAUAGUAAAUAUGACCAAUCAUGACUGGCCCUUGAGGGCAGCCAUUGAAGGCUCCGGGUUUUUCGGUCCGCCAAUGGUAUUGGCCAAGGCAUACAAUAAUACCAAGUAUCCAUUGGUCUUCAAACCUCAGAAUGAAACUGUUGUUCAGGGCAAAUUAGUUCUGUCCAAUACAGAGGAUGGAACUGACCAUGUAUUCUACUUGUGUGGUAAGCCCCAAAAACCAUUGGCACUGGACCAUGUUGUCAUCAGAUGUGAGGCCAAAAAGGGAACCCAACAUAUCUUAUCAGUCCCUAAUGUGACAAAGAAGAAGCUAUGUUAUAAGGUGGAAUCAGACUUCUCUUUUGUGAGUGGUAACAACUCUCUGACUGUCCUACCUGGACAAACAGGGACUUACGGCAUGGAUAUUACCCCGAGUCGACGAGGGGUUUACAAAGGAAUCAUCGCUUUCAUCGCCAGCAAAAACCCUGUAGUUGAGAUUGACAGUGAUGGUGAUGAAAUUCCUGAUGAUGAGGAUGAGGAAAGCAGGAAGUACUACGGUUACCGAGUGUGGUACUCAUUAGAGAUCCAUGUCAAACCAAGUCCACCAGAGAGAAUCAUGGCUGUCGAGUGUUGUUGUCAGAAAAAAGCAGUGUUAGAAGUCAUUGUAAGAAACCCAACCCCCGAAGACAUCACACUAGAGGUCACCAUUGAAGGUCGUGACCUUCAUGGCAAGGACUCGAUAACCCUGAAGGCAGGGGAGAAAGAUGUGUACACACUGACAUAUUCCCCAGCUGUGAUAGGAAAACACAGGGGAAGUUUGAUAUUUUACCAUAAGAGUGUUGGGGAAUUUUGGUACGAUCUCAGAUUGAAGGCAGACCCUCCACCCCCCACAACCCUCCCUCAUAUGGAGUGUGAUCUUGGAAGAUGGACAAAACAGAUAAUUGUACUGAGCAACCCUACAGAUGAAUUGCUAGAAUUGACACCCACUAUUUCCAACUCCAAUAAUUUCUCCCUGGAGCGAGAUAAUGAACGUCCCCUCAUACUUCGGCCUCAUUCUGAGAUUGAGGUUCCAAUACACUUCAUGCCAUCUACAUUAGGUCAAGGUGAUCAUUUAGCCAAGAUCACCUUCCACAGUGAGCAGCUAGGGGAGUGGGUGUUUGUGGCCUCAGGGACAGGAUUACUACCCCAACCCCAGGAUCCAGUGAGUGUAUACACAGAGGCUGGCUCUAACACAACUAUGAUUAUCCCCUUCAGGAACCCCAUGGAUUAUGCUGUAUUAGUAGAUGUCUCCUUGAAAGACACCAGCAUUGGAAUGAACCAGCUACUAAAUAGUUCCCCAGCUCCUGAUGCAGCCUUCUGUCUCCUCCUAAAGCAGAAUACCACCAUCAGAGUGGGGCCAAAGUCCACCCUGGAUAUCCCUGUCUGCUUUGCUCCCACAGAGAUGACAAAGUACGAGGCUCUGUGUUCCGUCAUUGUCAGGAAAGAGGACGGCAGUCGAUGGCAGUAUGCCCCCAAAGACAGUGAAGGGUAUCAGCUGUCAGUCACAGGGAGUGAAGGUCUGAGGGAAAUAAGAUGGCUGUAUCCCAUACAGGGAAUUCCGGAAUCCAAGCCCAUCAAGGACUCCCAGGGGGCGAUAGUGGAGUGUAAGGCCCGUGACAGACUGGAAGAGAGACUAGAGGUCACCUUAUCGGGGGUGGCUCCGGCAGCCUCAGGGCCACAUAAAUCUGUGUUGACCAGAUCUAUCACUCCUAAAGGAAGCAGUACAAACAUUUCUGAUGGAAUUGUGGUCGGAGAAACACUAGCUACAGCUAAUGAAUUUGAGUACGAGCUGAAAUUCCCAGAUAGAGACUCACAAGAAAAUCUACAGAAUUCAGUAGCCCUGACACUUGUUCGGGCCCAAAGAAACGACACUUCAGGACUGGUCGUGCUUGUGUUUAACUUGGUUUUUGCUCCUUUUAAGGCUAUGAGUCACAACGUGGAGCUGGUGGUGCGGGCAGCCACCGGUGGUUUGUGGAGAUUCCCUGUGAAGUUUGUGGCAGCUGAGCCACCGGUAGAUGACACCAUUACUAUAGAAGCCACUGGUCUUAACAAAGAGUCCAGUGUUGGUUUCAGGCUUACUAGUCAGUCCAAACAUCCUGUAAUGUACAAUGCCUACUUUGGAGCGGGCAGUGAUCCUGAGUUCACUGUCACCCCCCAAACAGGAGAACUCCUCCCUCAGGGCACUAAUGGAACCCUACUGGCCAUUAAGUUUAAACCCGCUCUGUAUGGAAAGAUCUAUCAAGCCAAACUCGUUAUUCAGACUCCAGAUAUGCAGUGGAGCUAUGAUGUGAAGGGUGUGUUGCCAGAAUAUAACCCUCCCCGGGGUAAAUCUGCUCAACCCAUAGCCGGACCUCACCCAGAUACACGAGUCAGGGGUGAGAAAACAAACUACAUCCGUGAAAAUCUCCGGCUGACUACAACAGCUGUAUCCUCACCCAUUAAGGGAGCCCCCCUACUGCACAGAUCUCUCAAGCUGUGAAGAGUUUUUGUGACUUUGGAUCUUACAGGACGUAAUAUUUAUAAAAGUUAACCAAAUGUUUGAAUAUUCAUCUGAUCUUAUAUUGUACAAAAGAAGUAAGGCAGAUUAAGAAAUCUUUAUCUUUUUUUUUAAUACCUGAAUCUAUUAUUUUUGUUCCUUUGGAACUAUAGUUGUACCUGAAUGUCCUUGAAUAUAGUCAUAAUUGAUGUACAUAUCAAAUGCGCACUAUUGUAUUAAAAACAGGGUUUCCGUCCAUAGUGCAUGUGAUACAAGCAUGACAUUGUCAAGUUUGAAGGUUUUACAUGUAUGUAUUUUUCCAGUUGUAGAAAAAUUAUUUUAUUUUCGUAUAUUUUAUGUUUAUACCUAAAUGCAUUUUCUGUGAUUUCUACAAAUGUAUGUAUGUUUGUUUGUGGCUGAUUUGUGAAUGUUCUAAAAAAAAUCAAUAAGCACUGCAAAAAUUGAUAUAGUACACAUAUGCAGUUUUUACUGAAGAAAACUCCAAACUCUCAAUAAAACCAUUGCACAUGACCUUAUUGUCAUGUGAUAUAACAAAGUAAAUGCUGCAGCUGUCAAAACUUAGGAGUUUGCCAAACAUUUACUUGUCUGCAUUGCUGUGAAAAUGACUGUGAUAAAAAAAUGUCACUUUUUAUUGAUGACAAUAAUUUUAUUAUACAUGUAUUUAUAUUUAUUGUCUAUAAAACUCUUUCAAUAAAGAAACUCAAGAUUAAACACUAA